CUCGUGCCCGACAGCGUGAUCAAGAAGCCUGAUAUCAAUAACAUCUACUUCAAUACGCGCCGUACCGAGGUCUCGAUCGUACCGCGCGGUCUACAGCUCCCGUGGUUGUUCAAGAACUACAAUGAGAUGGCUCGCAUUGGUUUCAAUGCGACGCGCACUCAAGACCCCCAGCUCAUGCGCGGGCUCUGGUACUUCGCUCUCGACUACGAGCAUUCCUUCUCCCGUUACUAUGAGCUCACACGCUGGAACCUCAUCGCCAUGGCCUACGUAUGGGCCCUCGACUUUCCCCCCGAGCUCUGUGGUCCUGAUGAAGAGGUCCACGAAUUUGUUCUAGCAUACAUUGGAGCAUGGUUCGCAUACAUGAACGAUACCGGCGAUCAUAAGAAGACCUCUUUCGAAGCGCAGGAGAAGUUUAUUGCGCUGUGGGAGGGUAGCGAUCUUGAUCUGUUCACCAUUCGCGAUAUAAAGACACGGCGAGGUGUGCAUAAUCUAGUCAAAAAGUUAUAUGCCCAACCACUGCCGCCGUCUUUACGAAAGGUUGUCAACGUGGCAGCGAAGGACAUCAUAUACUUGCGACAGGAGGGUCAGAUCUCGGACAUAGACUACACCAAGUACGGACCGGCUCUAAUUCUCGAAUGCGUUGACACAAACACAAAGCUCGGCACGGACGUAUUUGAGGCAAAUCACAACCUCUCCGUGGCAAUGAAUAACCUCGAAGACCUCCGAGAACGCGAGAGGGCGCACCAGUUCGCUCGGCGCAAAGGUGGUGAUAACCCGCUUACUGCAGUGGAUUGGAGUUCUGAGAUGGUGGACUCUCUCCUCAACGCCGUCGACCAUACACUACCGGAUCCAAAGACCAGCAUCAAGCAACGCCGGCCCGAUACUACUCGCACGCCUUGGAUGGAUGUGGAUACGUUCUUCGGUAUCCUUCGGUCUGGAUUCGAGGAGUUGAAGAAGGAGGAAGAGAGCAUGGUCCUGGGUAUGGGCGAGGUUUCCCUAGGCUAG
Messenger RNA from Cucurbitaria berberidis CBS 394.84, 1005 nucleotides. RefSeq lists its product as uncharacterized. The annotation marks the transcript as partial. Lineage: Eukaryota; Fungi; Ascomycota; Dothideomycetes; Pleosporales; Cucurbitariaceae. The record is from RefSeq and is a predicted model, not a curated record. The transcript has 3 exons.